AUGACGGUCCAAGAAGAGCAACAACUCCACGGAGACCCCGAGCCGUCUCUCCUGGAACAAGGCUAUGGCAGCACGGGCGACGAGAAAGACUCGUUGCUGACUUCUUCUUCUUCUCCUCCUCCUCGAAUGAGCGCCGAGGAGGAUGCCUUUGAAGACAAGAAAAAAUCGAAAUCGAAGAGUUCGACCCAACGCGACAUUUUGCGCAACCAUUUGGACGCCUUGACCAAAAUCCCACUGCGUCGUGUCGCCUUGGAAGUGUCGCUGUAUGUCAAUCUGUUCAUUACCGUGACGAAACUUGUGGCGUACUUGCAAACGUUUUCGCUGUCCGUGUUGGCCGCCUUGUUGGACUCUGUCUUGGAUGUGGUCUCUCAGUUUGUCUUGAACUAUACCGAAAAGCAUUCGUCGUUGCAGCGAUCGUCGGCAUUUUAUCCCGCUGGUGCCUCGCGAUUGGAACCCAUUGGUGUGCUGACGUGUGCCGCACUAAUGGGAAUGGGAUCCUUUGAAGUCUUGAAGGAAUCCGUCAUGGCACUCAUUAAUUGGGCCAAUCCAUUUUUGCAAGGAGACGAUACAGCUGGCGAAGGAUUGAGCAUGGUCAGUUUCUGGAGCAUGUCGGCCAUUGUCAUUGUCAAAUUGCUAUUGCUCCUACUCUGUCAACGAGCCGCCGAAACCAACACCACCAGUAAUCAGAGUACCACGACCAACACCAUUACCAACAACCAUCAUGCCAACCCCAACAAUGUGAGUAUGGACAGUGAAAGUCAACACACGGGAACCGUCAUGGAAUCGACCACGAUUGGAUCUUCCAGAGCCGCCAUUCAAAUGUCCGAUCCGACUUUGGAGGCAUUGGCACAAGAUCACUGGAAUGAUGCCUUGUCCAAUGCUGUCGCCGCAGCCGCCCUCUUGGCCGCACUCAAAGCCGAACAAUUGUGGUUUCUCGAUCCCGUCGGUGCCAUUUUGAUUUCACUCUACAUUAUUUGGAGUUGGUUCGAAACGGGAAAGGAACAAAUCGAACAACUCACGGGAAAAUCCGCUCCGGAAGAUUUCAUUGAAGAAUUACUCGAAAUUGCCAAUCAUUUUGACGAACGCAUGUUGGUCGACGUUUGUCGCGCCUAUCAUUUCGGACCAAAGUUCUUGGUCGAACUCGAAGUCGUAUUGCCCAAGAAUACGCUUCUCUUUGAAUCGCACGAUUUGGGAAUGGAACUCCAGUACGAAAUUGAAUCGCGAGAAGAAGUCGAACGUUGUUUUGUCCAUAUUGACUACGAACAGCGACCGUACGAUGAACAUGUCGUCAGUAAAGUGCCCGAAUUGCGAGAAAAGUACCGACCCGGCAAGGAAGGAUUGCGGUGGAGGUCGACGCAUAGUAUGUAA
Seminavis robusta is the source of this 1368-nucleotide messenger RNA. The record is from the annotation of a GenBank genome assembly. NCBI's taxonomy places the organism in Eukaryota, Bacillariophyta, Bacillariophyceae, Naviculales, Naviculaceae.